Molecule: messenger RNA, 5100 nt
Organism: Sitodiplosis mosellana (orange wheat blossom midge)
Lineage: Eukaryota; Metazoa; Arthropoda; Insecta; Diptera; Cecidomyiidae
Exons: 2
Coding region: 359-4816 (1485 amino acids)
Molecular function (GO): protein binding
Source: RefSeq, a predicted model, not a curated record
GACUAUGUCAAUAUUGAGGAUAUUCAUUUGUUGUUGGAAAAAGCGUCAAACUAACACACAUGCUCACCCGGCAAACAUUCUAGUUUUAUACAUUCCACAAGUAAUCAUUCCACUUUAAAAGUAUUUGGACAGAUACGUUCCAUUUCUAAAGACGUAUGUUAUAUUAUUAUUACAAACAAAAACUCUUUGCUGGUGUCAUCAUCAAGGGUACGUUACAUCCACAGCGGAAUAACAACAUUAUAAAAUAAGAAAUCGUGAUUUGGUGUCGGAAUUCAGCCAAUUUAUCGUAGUACUAUACAAGUGUGGAUGCACCAACGACCACAACUGCCGUGAAAAUACAAAUCAAACCACCAUCAACAUGGAAGUCGAUACUGAAACAGAUAAUCAACGGGACUCACAAGAUACGGAUUCAAGUGAUUGUGUCGACGAAGCUACAUCCUAUAAUGAAAAUUUACAAAAGUUGGUACGCGAAAAUGCAUCAAUAAUGCAGUUUGAAACAUCAUUAUUAAAUAAAUUGGUAAAUAUAAACUAUAAAAAUGUGAAUGGUGAUACUGCUUUGCAUUUGGCUGUGAGGAAAAGAAACUGUGAUAUCGUUGAUUUCUUAAUCAAACGAGGAGCAGACGUUGCUAUUGUUAAUAGCCGUAAUAAGACAGCAUUAAAAAUGGUGCAUGAACGUUUGGAACGGGAUCCAAACGACGCCAGUUUACAGUCAAUUGAAGCAUUUUUACGGCGAGCUCAGGCUGGUACAUCUCGCAGAAGAUCGUCCGAAGAGAUCGAUAGCUUUGCAGAUCUGAACGAUUCUACACAAUCCUCUACCAAUAAUACAAGUGUUAAUACAAGUGUAAAUCAACCGAAGAAACAAAAAAUUGACCAUACCGAUACCUAUGAUGCCCAUAGUUUGAGAUCAAAUUUCCAUGGUCCCAUUUAUCAAGCAAAAUUAUUGGCACUCUUUGGAAAACGGGCCCUUAGCAACAGCUAUGAGUUCAGCCUAGCGAGUGAAAUGGAUGAUGCCGAGGCGCUUGAUGAUGUUGUUCUCAGAUAUAAGGAAUCGAACAAAUGGACAUGGCGUUUUGUGCAGGCCAAGCACAAACAAAAUACCGAUAGUUCAAAGAUCACCAUUAGUGAAUUGAUAUCAAAUGACAACGAUUUCAGUUUACAGAAAUAUUUUCUGUCAUUUUGUAAAAUUAAAUAUAAUGAACGUUUUAAGGAUGCCACUUUCAAGGAUUUUACCCUCAUCACGAAUACGGAAUUCGAAUUCAACGAUUGUGAUGAGAGGAUUGCUUCAUCGAGACGAGUGGGCAAAGAAUUUUGUGAACUUAUCAAAUUAUGGAGUAAAUAUUUUGAGGAAGAAAAAAAUUUACAAGUUGAUCCCAUCCUACAUGUUGAAGCAUGUAUGGUUCAAACAAAAAAAUUUAAAUUCACUCAAAAGGCGAAAGAAGAUUUAUACGAACAAUUCAAAUCAAAUUUAUUGGAAAGCGUUUCGACAUUAAAAGAAAUCGAUAGUUUUAAUGCUAUCAAGAAAAAAUUACGGGUUACAAAACAUAUUAAACGCAAAGAUCAGCUCGAAAGAGCAAAAACAUUAGUAAUUGAUAUUGCAAUUGAGUGUAAAGAUAAACAAAGGAAAGGGCAUGUUAUAAAAAUGGCAAAAGAGUUCGUACGUUCGAUGGAGAAAUUUUUGAAUGAAAACGGAUGUAAGCAAUCGGUCGACAAUUUGAAGGAGUCAAUUAAACUAUUAGAAAAGAAUCGAGUUGGAACAGGAAUUGCACGUGACAGUAUGCAAAAAAUUCAUUCUGAUGUAAAAGAAGUGGAAAAGGUUAUAGACGAUUGUCAAGAAGAAUUAGAAAAAUACAGUGACUCAUGUUCAGAAGAAUAUCAAGAUCUAGAAGGAGAUAAAGUGGAAUUAUUCGAUGAUGAGCGUGAAUUAAGGAAGUUGAGAAAGGAGGUUUCGGACUCAAAAGAUUUGGAAUGGAUAAAAAAAGAAAUUAAUAAUAAGGAUAUCUUAAAGCGAAAAUAUCGAAUUCCAAAAAGUAUUAUCGACACAAUCCAAAAGUCAAACGAUUUGAAACAAGUGAAAAAGACUUUAUACGUUAAACUUCAACGUAUAAUUUCAAAUAUAUCUAUGAUAAAAGUGGCCUUGAAUGAUAACACAUUUGAAAAGUGCCUUGAUGAGUUCUUAGAACAAUUUCGAAUUAUUACAAAUUAUCCCGAUGAGGGGCAAUUGAGUGAUGUCCUUCAACAGGAGAUUGGUGACAAAUUUUCUUUGCUAAGUGCCGAUUUUGUAAGAGAUUCUUUUGAGCGGGAAAUGAUCAAUUUUCUAAAAGAAAAACGCGGUAGAUUCUAUCAUGGAAUAGAGGGGGAACAAUUUUUCGAGAAAAUGGAGCAAAAGAUCAAUACAUUUAUGUGCAUUGGACUGUGCAAAGCAUAUACUGAACGACUUGAUGCAUAUGGCAUUUCGCUUCGCAUUAAAUUCAAAGAAAUUUGCAAACUAAGCGACUUUUUAUCGAAUGAUAGUGAAAAAGUUUUCCAUAUUUCUACCAAAUUCACUCGAUUAGUCGCAAUAAAACUGUUUCGGCAGUUAACUGAUUCGGGCCAAUUUAAGAAACAUGAUAGUUAUAUUUUCAUUCGCUUGGGUACUGUUUUACAUCGAGAGGAAACACGUAAAUUUAUUUUAAAUGCAUUCAAUUCGGGCAUCCAAUCAGUUGAAGAACUGGUUGAACAAUCCUUUGAAGAAACGGUUAUUUAUAGGAACACCUAUGAUCUCUGCGUAAUUGAAUGCCGACAGGAAUGUCGGAGAUAUAUUGGAAAUUUGGAUGUGGAUGUAGAUGCUGAGCAAAAUUUGUUCAAAAUGAUUUUAAACAUUCUUUCAAAGAAUCCAAAUAAAAAACUUAUCAUCAUCGCUCCAGAUGACGAUGGUCUAUCUAAAAAGUUUCGAGAACAUUAUGAAAAGAUGAAUAGUCAAACUGCUUCAGAUGAAAAUUUAAAUGAACCAUUAUUUAUAAAAAUAGAGGAUGAAAUAAAGUUUACACAUUUGGAUGAUAAUUCUCGAAACAAAGUACUGGCAAAAGAAAUUAAAUUCCAAGAGAAAGACAAUAUGAGAUUUGAUCAGCUCAUUGAUAAAAUAUUAGCCUGUAAAAUCAUUGAUUCCGAAAAUUUAUUGAGAUUGAUUGAGAAUGAAGAGAUUCAAAUUGGCGAUGAAAAAGCAUUCUCUUCCAUCGGUUAUGAGAAAGAUUUCUAUAUCGAAAGAGAAUUUAAUCUGAAGCAAAAACCAACAAACGAUUCAAGUAAUAUUAGUGAAAAACUAUUAGUUGAAAGAGGGAACGUACAGAAAUUGACACUUUUGGUUAACAAUGCUGGUAUGGGCAAAUCUACAGUGUUAACAAGUGUCGCUAAAAAGAUGCGGCAAAAUAAGGAAAAUGCGUGGAUUGUUCGAAUUAAUUUAACUGACUAUGGAGCCACUAAAAAUACACCACAUAGUUUGAAUCGAAUAAAUUUUAAAGAACUUGAAAUUGGAAAAGGUAUCGAAUUUGUAUCGAAGAUGGUUAUUCGGAGAGUUCGCGGCAAAAUAAAUGAUGCUAAAAUUCGUUUGCAACGUGCAUUAAUUAAAGCAAGCCUUGAAAAAACCGAAUCACAUUAUAAAAAACCGCCGAUUGUUAUACUACUGGAUGGUUUUGAUGAAAUCAGUCCGAAUUAUAACGAAAAGACAAGCACACUAAUAAAUACUCUAAAAGCAAGUGAUGUCAGCCAACUUUGGAUCACAACACGACCCCAUGAAAAAGAUCACUUGCAAAAUGAACUCAACUCAACGUCUUAUUAUUUACAACCAUUAAAAGACGAGGAACAAAUCGCAUUUUUCGAUAACUUUUUGAAAUGGCAUAUUCGAUGUGGUAAACCUUCGGUUGGCUCAACAGAAGCUUCUGAUCGAUCCUAUCCACAGAUGAUCAAACGAUUGCAAGAAAUAAAGGAAGCAUCGUUAACUCCUGCGCUUACGGAAAAUAUCUCAAAUAUUCUGAAAAAAAAUUCCAAAAAAGGUGGAAAAAUCGAUGAGCUAAAAAACGAAAUAAACUCUUUAUCAUUCACUGAAUAUGUGAAGAACAAUCUGCUUUCUCUAUGGAGAGAAGGGGUGUUUGCUAAAGAUAGCAACUUUUAUGGCACUCCACUAAAUCUUAAAAUGUUGACUGUGGUUGUUUCGGCCGAAAAGCAAUUGAUAAGCAAGUUGGAGCCAUUUGAUUUAUAUCAAAAAUUUGUAAAUAUUCAAUUUUCCAUUUUCUAUAAAAUCAAAGCCAAAUCUAAGCCGGGUAAUCAAGCUGCUAGUGAUAUAUGCGGAGAUCACGGUGAAUAUCUGAAUAAUGUGCACAAUUCUUUGGCUGCACAAAUUUUAUUUCCAAAAGAUUAUGAAGAGAAGCUAUUGCCAGACCUCAUUGUAUUAGAUAAAUUGAAGCAAGAAAUUAAACAAAAUGAAGGAAAAGGCGAAAAAGUCGCUAGAGUUGGACUAUUGAAUUUGCGAUCAGAAAAAUUAGAAUUUAUUCAUCAUAGUUUUGCUGAAUUUUUCUUUAGCAAAUAUUUAAUGAACAACCUAGAACAUGAACGAGUGCAACAGAUUUUUAUUGAAAAUAUUCUAUUUGAAAGUGCCUAUGGAGUUAUUCGUCAAUUUAUCAAUGAUCAAUUGAAAGGAUCAGAUGUAAUAAUUGAACUGACAAAUGCUUCAAAAAAUUUUAUCGAUCUGAAUUCACAGAAGAGUUCCGAAAACAAUAUACGCAAAAUAUUAAAGAAUGAAAAACAUUUAAAUAUUAUUAAUUUUUUAAAAUUAGAUGAAUGAUCUUAAUCAAUGAUUUCAGCUAGAAAAAAUACAAAUACCUAUUUGAACCGAUUAAAAUGACAUAAAAAUUGUGAUUCAAAUAUUGAUUUUUUCUAAAUUCUUUUAUGCAAAUAUUUGAAAAAACAAUAUCAAUUGUGUAAUAGUAUAGAUAAGUUCGUUGAAAAUCUAUAAAUCUAUGUGUGGGUAGAAUACAAUUUUACAUUUGUUUACGUUUUAUAUCCUCUUUAAUUUUAUAUAAAUCUAUUGAAGUUCCACAAGAAAUAAAAUUUGAAAAAAAUGAAACA